AUGUUCGGUUUUGCGACGGCGAUUGUUCCCCUGAUAUUCCCGGUUGGUUGGGGCAUUGGAUAUGCCGUGACCACCGGGAUGAAGAAAGUAUGCGAUCAUUUCUUUCCUGGGAAGGAUGGCAAAGAAGAAAACAAUCAGACUGAAGAGGAUGAUCUAUUUUGGACAGGAUUUCCAUCCACUUCCAAAAAACAAACCGACCCGGCUGGGGAGGUUUGUCUUGAAAAGGCUUUGGACGAUGGGACCGCGGACUCCAUCUCGUCCUCUGUACGAGACAGUACAGAGGACGACUGUACUGUCUCUGGACAAACCGACCCGGCUGGGGAGGUUUGUCCAGAGACGAUGGUACACCAUGGGGGUGAGACAACAGUCGCAGAAAAAUCUGACCCGGCUGGGGAAGAUUUGUCUGCGGCUGAUCUCGCAGCCAAAGCUGUGGCUGAAGGAACAGCCACAGCUUUGGUUUCCCUGGUCCCAACCUUAAAGAACAGUCCUCUGAAGGGGACGUUCACAGGGACCCUUGAAAUACAAAGUUCCCCGGAUGGGAACAACAGAGCUGCUCCAUUGCCAAGAAAAACACGUCUAAAUUUGAAGAUUGCUGUUGGAGUCGAGGUUUCCAGUUCCCCUAUUUCAGUAGAUAGCGUUGGCUCGGAUCUCCCAGUUGUAGGGAGGACAGCAUCUGCAGGACCCGGACAAGCUGAGGAGAACUUUUUCAAGUUCUCCGAUGAGCUCCAGAACAGUUGGGUGAACGCUGCUUUCCAGAGCAUCCUGAACCUGAGCGUCACCAAGCGGUGUCUCGCUCAGGAAAGGAUUUUUCUGGAGGCAUCGUCCAUCCCCUGCUGUGGGAGGCUCAUACACUCAGCUGUCCGUCAGCCCGGCAAACAUUUUUGUCAACAAGACCUUUCCCCAGUUCUGAUGGAGCUGACGGAGAAGAAGCUACCGUCAGGUCUGGGAAAGGACUACGACAUAAAAAGUUUGCUGGAGUCUGUUCUGGUCUGGUUGGACUCGUUUGGCGGCGACACAGAUAGACAGUUGUAUGACAACGACUCCUGCUCUAACUGUGGAGCCACUUCCCUCAGGCUCCUGAACAACGGCGCCCUGAUUGCCCUUCCACCAGUAUUAUUUUCAACCAGUAUAUCUAUACUGCUUGAAUACUGGUUGGAUUGGGCAUGCAAACGCCGUUGUUCAGGCUGCGGGUCACCCUGGCAGAAAAAACAUUGCCUGGCCGAUAAUAAGGUCCUGGUGUUUUUUCUGCACAGGUUUACCAGGAAGUACCAAACAAAAGCCACUCAGACCAUAGAGGUGCCUGCAGAAUGUGGGACGGAGACGUACCACCUGUCCUCCGUCAUCUGUGGGUAUCCAAAGCUGACAGAGUUCUACUGCUAUUUAAAUAAGGAAGAACAAACCGUCAAGGCAGAAAACGAGCAUGUCUUCACUGCAGACAGCGACUGCAGUGAAGACAUGUCCAACAACGGUUUCAUUUACAUUUAUGAAAAGAACUGAUGAAACACCAGAGGACAAAAGGCAAAAAGAUUUGACAGGUUUCCUGUUUGCAGGUUUCUCUCCGGGCGCUCCGGCUUCCUGCCACAGUGUGAAAUCUCCACUGAAACGAUCCAGC
Molecule: messenger RNA, 1612 nt
Organism: Poecilia latipinna (sailfin molly)
Lineage: Eukaryota; Metazoa; Chordata; Actinopteri; Cyprinodontiformes; Poeciliidae
Exons: 2
Coding region: 1-1497 (498 amino acids)
Source: RefSeq, a predicted model, not a curated record